UGUCAUCAGUCAUCCUUAAUUGAGGAAAUAGACUUCAAACUAUCAAAAGUGUUAUUCUUUGAGGGCUGAAAUAAUAGUAUCGUUAGCGUUGCUUUUUGCUGUUUGUGUGUGGACAAGACUCCAGAUCUCGCAACAGUAAGUGGCAAAAUCGGCUUUUGAGAAUCCACAGGUUCCUCCUCUUCGCUUUUUUUUUCUUCAUCGCCUGUGUAUCUGGAUGGAUCUCGACUGAAUGACAACAGUUGUGUGCGAGGAAUUGUUGUACCACUCUGGGUGUCAGCCACAUAUGACGGACUCUUUUAUUUCACCGAGUGGAGGGAAUAAUGAAGUUAUAGGUCAGAUAGACGAUGAAUGAGUCAGGGGGUUGUUGGAAGACCCAGAUUUAUAGAUGAGCACGUAAAAAUUCACGACCUCGUUUCAGCCGCUUUUUUUAAACACCUUUUUUAGUUUGACAUCCUGCCUUUUAGUCGACAGUGGGGUUUUGAUUUUCAGCCGUGAAGAGGGAAGUUACCUGCGCGCUCAUCUGCCGAGGAGAGGCGCUGUCCGUGGUCCUGAAGUUAUCUCAAAAACUCCUGAUAUCUUACUCCUGGCCUUGUGUGUGUGAAGACAACUUGAGGGUUUCUCCACAAAGCAACGUUUAGAAGGACACUGUCCACAAGUAGCUCCAGAAAGAGCUGAAUAUGCUAACUCAAACCACAGUUCAUCUGCAAACUUUGGUACUUUUGAUUUUGGUCGUCCACCUGAGCCAGCCAGUAUGUGUCGAUGUCCCAUCGGGGACAGAAGCUGUCCUGGGGAAAACCAUGAAGUUGACCUGCAUCUCCUGUAUGAAGAGGGAGGAGGUCAAAGCAAAGACACGUGUGGAUUGGUACUACAUGAAACAUCACGAAAAGAAAGAAAAUAGCACCACAAAUCCCAAAUUCCAUAUAUACAAGUAUGAAGGUGACAGUCCAGUAGCGUUAGAUGGACCACUUAGUGGGCGUCUGACCUGGAAUGGGAGCCAGGACUUGCAAGAUGUCUCCAUUAGUAUCAUUAACGUCACCUUUAACGACAGUGGUCUCUAUGAGUGCCACGUGCUCCGCGAGUUUGAGUUUGACUUCUUCACUCCCUCUGUCUCCAUCUUGAAGAACAUCACGUUGAGGGUGAAACAGGAAGCCAGUGACGACACCACAGCAAUCUACUCUGAGAUAAUGAUGUAUGUGCUGCUGGUGUUCUUGACCUUCUGGCUGCUGAUAGAGAUGGUCUACUGCUACAGGAAGAUCUCCAAGUCUGAUGAGCAGGUGCAGGAUACAGCGUAUUGAUCCAAUCACAAUGGGACUUCAGUGUCACGUGACAGAGGCAUAGAUUCUGCGACCUCAUCUAUGCCACUAUGAAGUUAUCAUUACUCCCAGACAGCCAUUGGAAUCCUGCCAACCGACCUCCCCUGUGUAUCGACUGCGUCCUGUGAAGAGCCAGUCAAAAAUGUCCAAUUUUUCUCCUCCUUCUCCUCUCAUUUUUUUAAGCUCUGUGCCAGGCAUCUGGAAUCAAGUGCUUUCACAAAUACAGCAGGUUAAAGAACAAAUGUCAGUUUCACACACUUAUUAUCAGAUAAAUACCAGCUGUGCUUCAGGACCUGCCAGUGCUUAGAAUUACUAAACAUUUUCUUAGUAGUUACUAACUACUAGUUAGUUGCGCAUCUGUGAUUUAUAACCUCUACAGAUAAGAUCCAAGGAAAGAAACUGUGCUGUUAAGGCUUUUUAACCUAUAUUGACUCUGUAGUACUUGCUUAGAUCAUUUUGUUUUGUUUCUAUUUUAUAGGCAACACUUGAGAGUUUGGGUCACAGUUUUAUUUGUCUUGGCCAUCACCUUUUUGAUGUCUUUGUAAGGAAAAUGGAUUGCAUAUAUAGCUUUUAUACUGUAUGGAUGUGCAUUUCUCCCUUUUUUGCUGUAUGCAUCAGUGUGACCACAAGUAAUGGAAAUAAUAAUACAGAUAAUUCCUAUCAGGUCACUCUACUGUAUUUCAGUUGAUCUGAAUUCAUCUAGAGGUCUUUCCUAUACUCCCCUCUGUGUUAAUCUUUAACCCAUAUUCAACACUGACAUCAAAGUUCAUUCAGUAGGUUAGAUGUCACUGCAUAUAAAGUAGUUACUCUAAAACGUAUUCUUGAAGCUUUGACUGUUGCUGGUGUUCUUCAAUAGCAUUGCUAUUGAGACUAAAUGUGUGCCUAUUUCUAUAGUAUAACACUGUAGAAAUGUAUAUA
This is a messenger RNA of Thunnus maccoyii (southern bluefin tuna), 2231 nucleotides long. It is a transcript of the gene scn3b, whose product is annotated as sodium channel, voltage-gated, type III, beta. The transcript is spliced from 5 exons. Gene Ontology annotation, molecular function: sodium channel regulator activity. Bases 678 to 1295 code for a protein of 205 amino acids. Lineage: Eukaryota; Metazoa; Chordata; Actinopteri; Scombriformes; Scombridae. The record is from RefSeq and is a predicted model, not a curated record. Gene Ontology annotation, biological process: regulation of heart rate by cardiac conduction; sodium ion transport; ventricular cardiac muscle cell action potential. Gene Ontology annotation, cellular component: voltage-gated sodium channel complex.